Messenger RNA from Electrophorus electricus (electric eel), 978 nucleotides. RefSeq names its product glutathione S-transferase P. Gene Ontology annotation, cellular component: cytosol. Gene Ontology annotation, biological process: glutathione metabolic process. Gene Ontology annotation, molecular function: glutathione transferase activity. Lineage: Eukaryota; Metazoa; Chordata; Actinopteri; Gymnotiformes; Gymnotidae. The record is from RefSeq and is a predicted model, not a curated record.
GUUGGUCCGUGAUAUCUAAGCACCUAAACCGGUCAGCAUGACUCAACAAAAAUUCUAAGCGGACAUUACGUUAUAAAAGGAAGCGACGAGAGUCAGGCUAGCUUGGUUUCGGCGUAGGCACCCCUCAGAUAGCGCGACACGCACUUCCACCAGCGCGACUUUUCAAGAUGACAGGGUUCACGAUCACCUACUUCGCCGUGAGAGGAAGAUGCGGUGCGAUGCGGAUCAUGCUGUCUGACCAGGGCCAGGAGUGGAAGGAGGUGGUGGUGACCUUCGAUGAGUGGAUGAAGGGAGACCUGAAGAAAACCUGUGUUUUUGGGCAGUUGCCCAAGUUUGAAGACAAUGGCCUGAUUUUGUAUCAGUCAAAUGCUAUUUUGAGGCACCUUGGACGCAAACUUGGCGCGAAUGGGGAGACUGAACGUGAAGCCUCCCUCGUCGACAUGGUGGCCGAGGGAGUCGAAGAGAUUCGUACUAAAUAUCUGAAAAUGAUUUACCAGGAAUAUGAGACUGGAAAAGAUGCCCACAUCAAAGACUUGCCGAACCACUUCUGCAAGUUUGAGGCUAUCCUGGUCAAAAAUCAAAGUGGCUUCCUCGUUGGAAAUUCGAUCUCCUACGCAGACUACAGUCUGUUUGAGGUCUUGCUGAACCAUCAGGUGCUGAGCCCAACAUGUCUGGACUCCUUCCCUUCCCUGAAGAAGUUUGUGGAGAUGAUGUCUGCCCGCCCCAAAAUCAAGACAUUUCUCCAAUCAGACGCCUACAAGAAACUGCCAAUCAAUGGAAACGGCAAGCAGUAAUUCACAUGAUGCCUUAUAAACAUUGAUGUCUAUUAAAACGAGUUGUAAACUUAAUAUAUUCAAUAUGGUUGAUGCUUUGAAUAGCAAAGCUUUCCAGUUUCUAUACAUAGUUAAAUUUUGGUCAAAUUUGACAGAUUUUUGACUGUUCAUUUAUUGAAAAUAAAAAAUAUAUAUUACAUGUGCA